GACUGCCGAUGCUGCCAACAACAAACUGCUUCCGCUUUCCUUCGCCCUCGCAUUUGCGCCAUCUUGUUGGUUCUUUUCCCGGCUCCCUUUGCGCAUUCUCGAGUUACUUGGACGCCAAUAAGUUGAGUAUCUUCUGCUCUUGCGACUGGUCUUGAGGUUGUCUCCAGAGGUACCUGCUCAAUAAGCGCGUACGGAUGGGUUUGGUAUUGCAACGAGCGCAAUCAAGUAAACACCACCUAUUCGACAGGAAAUUUCUCUUCAGCACAGCAGCGCAUCCAAGAUCUAAGACUAUCCGGUGAAGAUAGGAUUGAAAUGUCCCCUCUUCCGAGCGUCGUUUCUGCGCUUCUCCCCGCAACGCCCGUGCUCGUUGCUCGUCAAGCGACAACAACCAUCGUAACCAACUCGUCUCCCACAUGCUCAGGGCAAUAUUCCGGGGGGACCCUUGCAGGCGCCAUUCUUGGGACCUUUUUCGGGACAAUUCUGCUGAUUUAUCUCUUCAACUCAUUGAACAACAACAACCGGAGGGUGGGACGAGAAGAAGUGGUUGUGGAACGAAAGGUGCGCAGCAAUGGCAGUAGAAGAAGACGUAGGAGUCGAAGUGGCAGCCUGUCAAGCGUACGAAGGCCGAGCAGGGUCUACUCGACGGGUUGAAGUAGGCUGGAAAGGGCUAUUAUAUCACACCAUGGACACGAGAGUACGAAGCAAUUGUACAGAUACCCACCUAUUUCAAUCAGGUCUCAGCGUAGCGUUUGUUUAUGAAAUUAUGGCUUUGAGCAGGCUAUGUGCAAAGGGAUAUGAGUGGGUAGAUAGACGGGCUUCUGAGCGGACGGGAGGGGAACAUGUGAGCGGGAGCAUCGUGACAUUGAUGCGACCGCAACUGUAUCAGUAGCGAGGCAGGAAUGCGAGACGAUGGCAGGAAUAUGCCAUAUUCCAGCACCUGGAGAAUACAUGUCAACCACCAUCUUGUACGGGAUGGAACAAGCGGCUAUGGUCUCCGGAUGUGUCUCUUGAAUUGCUUUGUUUACGGUUGGAAUUACCUAGGCAUAUCUGAUAAUGAUGGG
Molecule: messenger RNA, 1061 nt
Organism: Exophiala xenobiotica
Lineage: Eukaryota; Fungi; Ascomycota; Eurotiomycetes; Chaetothyriales; Herpotrichiellaceae
Exons: 2
Coding region: 313-651 (112 amino acids)
Source: RefSeq, a predicted model, not a curated record